Molecule: messenger RNA, 1194 nt
Organism: Clonostachys byssicola
Lineage: Eukaryota; Fungi; Ascomycota; Sordariomycetes; Hypocreales; Bionectriaceae
Source: the annotation of a GenBank genome assembly
AUGUUUCUUAAAUUUGCUCUCCUUUGUUUAUCUGCAACAAGCGCCGUUGUGUCGGCAGUUGCCGUGAAGCGAGCCCCUGGUGGAGUUGUCAAGAAAGCUGGCGAGCCUGUUGUCAUCGACCCCAAGGGCGACUAUCUCCGUGUCAGCUUCAUGAACGACGGCAGCCUCAUCGGGGGAUAUACCGCCAUACAAGACAACGGGGAGAAUGUUCUGAAGACUGUUCGCUCGGUUGACGGGGGUGCUUCGUGGCAAUACCUCGGUGAAGUCUUCCGUGGACCGCGCGCUAAGCAUGAUAUCAACAACGCAAUGCCCCUGCAGCUGCCGAAUGGGCGGGUCCUGUAUGCCUACCGAAACCAUGACCGUACAGGGGAUGACCUCCACUACACUUACUUCCGCAUAUCCAUUUCAUAUUCAGACGAUGGUGGCGUGACCUUCAAAUACCUCUCAACCGUGGAGGAGAAGGUCCCAGUUGCCAAUACGGCCAGUGGCCUAUGGGAGCCCUUCCUCCGUCUGGCUAGGGAUGGAACUCUCCAGUGCUACUACUCAGCUGAGAACAAUGGCGGAGACCAGGACGGUUUUAUGAAGUAUUCUAAAGAUGGAGGUGCCACCUGGUCAAACUGGAUCGCCGUGUCCGGAGGGGACGUUACCUCGAGAGACGGCAUGAUUGGUGUGGCACCCAUUGACAACGAUGGGAACCUAAUGUAUGUUAUCUUGGUUCUUCCCUUUACCUCUUCCCUUUUCUUCGUUGGCUUUCGGCCCGCCAAGUCCCAGGCAAGUUCUAACGGUAACGUCACCAUACAUAGUGCGGUAUUUGAGGAGACCCAGACAGGUUCCUUCCAAGUCUCAUACGUCCUCUCCCACGACGAUGGUUACACCUGGGGCCAGCGUGGCAAACUCUACACGGCUCGAAACGGAGGCAUCGCCGGUGCACCCCAGGUCUACAAUGUCUGGGGCACACUGGUGGCAAGCUUCAUGACGAAUGAGGAUAGGGCAGGCACGAGCGGUUAUGAUGGGGCGCAGAUGAAGGUCAUCACCAGCACGGAUGGCGCCAAGUCGUGGAGCGCUGGCACCGUCACCGGCGAGGUGGCUUCGCACUGGCCGGGCGUUUUCAACGUGGACCCGACACACUUUCUGGCACUCUACUCGAAGGAUGGACUUGGUAUUGUGACUCAGCGGUAUGAGUUGACGAACUAG